This is a messenger RNA of Suillus paluster, 1392 nucleotides long. RefSeq lists its product as uncharacterized. The coding region runs from base 1 to 1392 and encodes 463 amino acids. The transcript is spliced from 2 exons. The record is from RefSeq and is a predicted model, not a curated record. Lineage: Eukaryota; Fungi; Basidiomycota; Agaricomycetes; Boletales; Suillaceae.
AUGCAUAAAGAACUCAACUCCAUCAAGGGGGGGAAUGUUGCCAUGAUGAAAUGGUGGGCAGAUAAUGGUGUUCCCCCACCUGUACUCUUGGCAAACAAGGAUAACACAGCAAUGAUACAGCUAGCUGAGAUGGUUGAUGCAUCAGCUGCAGCUGUGAGACAGCCAUUCGAGGUGUCAUCCCGCAGUGGGGUUAAGGUGACAAGCAUUGCAGGCACACUGUUCAACCACAAAGACGACAAAAAGGGGCAGGGAGAUAUUCAUCAAUUUUUUUUCAUGCAGGUAAAAGGCAAUGUCAAGGGUGCAUCAAAGAAGUUCCCUGACACCAGUAACACAUGCUAUCACUCUCAUUGUGAUGCUGCUACUGAGUUGAUUAAAUAUCUCAAAAAUUACCUCGAUUUCCUAGACUUCAUUCACAACAACAAGACAAAUGUGCACCUGAACCACAUAGAAGAGAAUCUCGACAAGGCUCUUUGUGAUGCAGAUACACUGGUGGAAUUAGCUGCUUUGACACUGUACAGUCAGUUGAUCACAAAACCCUACAUGUGGCUGGUUCGCGCACCUGGAACUGAAGACCUUAAUGUUCUCAAUUUGGGUCCCCUCCAUGAUGACCUUCAAAUUCACAUCAAAACCAUCGUUGAUUGGCCAUCCCUCAUCUUUGAUUUUCAUCCCAACUCAUACCUUUUUGAUGUGUUCGACAAGAAGCCAUGGGAUGACCCACUUGCGAUCCAAGCUGUUGUAGAUAUGAAUAAUGCAGGAACACUUCCGCACCUUAUGGAAGUCUUCGUCACAUUUUUGGGAGGUGCACUGGAAACAUGGGAACAGUUUACAGAGGAGUUUGCUGCAGGUGGCCUAAUAGCCUCAUCAUCGGCCAAAGAACAUGGGCUUGCAGCAAUGCCCACCACCAAUGAUGCGAAUGAGGGGAUGCUUGGAAUGUGGUGGAGACACUCGCAUGACAAGCCGAGUCUUAUGGUUGGUCAUUUUUCAAACCAGGCAGCCUUUGCAUGCAACAAAACUCAAGAUUUUAUGAAUGCAUUAAUUGAGAAGCACCGACGAGACACCGUCAUCCAGUACAAAAAGAUGGUUGCUGAGGAGAAUCACAAGAAGGAAGAGCAAUGCCAUGCCAAGAAUGCCUCGGUUGCCAAGUACUUUUCCGCGCUCGAUAUCGUUGUUGACAAUGCAUUGCUCAACACAAUGCUUGAUCAGCCUAUCAAAGAUCAGCUCAAGCUUCACCAUCAACUAGGUGAGGAGAAGACGAUCCCGAAGAAAUCUCACCUAAGUAGUAAGCAUGUGCGCUUGCAGGUGCUUCUGUUGGUUGUCGAGCGCUACAUUGCGCAACGGCGUGGUGAAUCACUUGAUGAUAAAGUUAAUUUCCUCAAUUUAAUCAAUUCAUAA